This is a messenger RNA of Boleophthalmus pectinirostris (great blue-spotted mudskipper), 2774 nucleotides long. RefSeq names its product AFG1 like ATPase b (gene afg1lb). The coding region runs from base 256 to 1722 and encodes 488 amino acids. Lineage: Eukaryota; Metazoa; Chordata; Actinopteri; Gobiiformes; Gobiidae. The transcript is spliced from 13 exons. Gene Ontology annotation, molecular function: ATP binding; ATP hydrolysis activity. The record is from RefSeq and is a predicted model, not a curated record. Gene Ontology annotation, cellular component: mitochondrion; cytoplasm.
UGUUUAUUUACAAAUGCCCAGGUCCCAUGUCUGUCAUUUGAUCAUCUGUAGUUAUCUUAUGACACCUCAGACCAUUACAAUAAAUGGACUAGCAUAUAGUAAAAUAUCGUAAAAUAUAACCUUUUUAAAUAUUUGAAAGGCUUACAGUUAUUAGGUUAUUAAUUCAUUACAAACCAGUUUUUGUAUUUAAACCGAGGACUGAAGAAACAUUCUGUUCAAGUGAAUAUCAAUAAAGAUUUGUCAUUUUGAAACAUCAUGGCGGCUUCUACGACACCAGCAGCUUACGGGCGCUUACUUAAAGUUUUAUUAAAUGACACCGCAAAUACUUGUCUACAUUCUCGACGCAAACCAGAUUACAGAUAUUGGCGUAAAUCCUUUCAUUGCUCGGAUUCCUCUGCGGUCCCCAGUGUCCCCUUGAAGGACCACUAUGAUCGGCUAGUUCAGAGGGACUGUUUGCGGAGAGACCCGCAGCAGAGACGUGUGCUCCAUCAGCUGGAGCAGCUGCAGGAUGCUCUGAAGGACUACAGCAACAGCAUGUACCACAGUCCACCUGCUGCUCCUGCACACACUGCACAGCACGAAGAGACCACCGGAUCACUAAAUCCUAAAAAGGAGGAACCCACUCCGCUGCCUCCACCCCCCAAAGGCUUCUAUAUCUAUGGAGAUGUGGGUUCAGGAAAAACUAUGCUGAUGGAUUUGUUCUAUUCCCAUGUCCAAAAUCAACAGAAACAGAGGGUGCACUUCAAUGACUUCAUGUUGGGCAUCCACAGAAGGAUCCAUCGGAGAAAACAAAGCCUGCCAAAAAGAGGGCUCGGGAAAAUGUUCACCUACGACCCCAUAGCUCCGGUCGCCAUGGAGAUUGGUGCCGAAACCUGCCUCCUGUGUUUCGAUGAGUUUCAGGUGACAGACAUCGCAGACGCCAUGAUUCUGAAGCAGCUGUUCCACACAUUGUUCACAACUGGAGUGGUGGUGGUGGCAACGUCCAACAGAGCGCCUGAUGAUCUGUACAAAAACGGACUUCAGAGAGACACGUUUCUGCCUUUCAUCGACAUGCUGAAGAAGCACUGCCACACCAUCUGCCUGGACACUGGGAUUGACUAUCGGACACUGGACAUGGAUACAGCAGGGAAACUCUACUAUCUCACUCAGGAGCCCGGGUCUGGGGCCUUCUUAGACAUGCUGUUUGACGAGCUGGCCUUGCAGCAAAAGAGUGCUAUAGUGCCUCGAGUGCUCAGUGUCCAGGGCAGAGAGGUGACUCUGAGGAAGACGUGUGGCACUGUUGCUGACUGCACAUUUGAAGAGCUGUGUGGACAACUUUUGUAUUCUCAGCCUCUAGGGGCUGGUGACUACCUGGAGAUAGCCAGGUCAUUUGACACAGUCUUUAUUCGCCAUGUUCCUGUUAUGACCCUGGAUCUAAAAGACGAGGCCAAGCGUUUCACCAUACUCAUAGACAACUUCUACGAUCGCAAGGUGAGAGUGGUGGUCCAAGCUGCUGCUCCUUUACAUCAACUCUUUAUCCAAACUGGAGGAAACGAGAGAGACAGACAGUUGCUUGACGAUCUGGGUCUGAGUGGGGAAGCAGAUGAACAUUUGUCUCUGUUCACUGCAGAAGAGGAGAUUUUUGGCUUCAGUCGAACAGUGUCCAGAUUGAUGGAGAUGCAGACAGAGAAGUACUGGAUUGAGGGAGACCGCAGGCACAGAAAGAAACAAGGAAACCCUUAAAAACUUAUAAACAAGCACACUUAUAUACUUCUAUGCAACCAAGUACCUCCAUAGCUUUUGGAGACUUUGAAUGUUUUACUUUCUGCUUAAACUGGGCUCAUCUUGGUGGUGCAGUAGCGCUCCCUUGUGGACUUUAUGAAGGGCAUUAUAGAAGGUUUUGGGGGAAAACUCAACCAACAGGUGCAGCAGACUGGCAAAGAACUGUGCUUCAGAUUAGCUAGCUACUGCCAUCUUGUGGAGAGAUGUGGAAACAACACAUACAUGCAUAAAUAAUAACUGUACUUACUAGAGUGAAGCCUACUGUGACAAAACGUUUCAAGUUGUAUCUGUUUAAAUCUGUAUAGAUUUAUUAUUAUAUUUUGUUGCAAUAAUUUUACUGUAAGUUGAAGUCUAUGACAAGUAGUCUUCUUUGAGUUGUUAUUUUAACUGUAGUUCUCACUAAUCUUAUGAAUGUGAUUUUGGUUUUAUUUUGUAUUUCCUAAUUUGAAUGAGUAAUCAUGGUGAUUAUUUUUUCUUGGCUGGUAAAACAAGAUAGCAGUGUAACAGUUCUGCAGUUAGUCUGUAGGUGGGAGCAGAGUGCCUUCUAUUGCUACAGAUUGGUCACUGCAUCGAUCCAAAGAUGAGGUCAUUUUAGUGCACCAUUGAAAGCUGCGCUCACUACAGAGAAAGCAAAGGCAAUCUCAGUACCAGCAUCUCAGUUAUGAUGAUGUAAUGGUUUGCUUAAUAUUUAAAAUGGAAGAUACUGUAUAUGCAUGAGCUACUUUUGGGUGCAUUUGAGGUUAGUACAGAUGAAAAGGCAUGGAGAUUUCUAUACAUGUGUGCUGCUUUCAAAAGAUGUUUAGGUAAGAGCCAUAAUUGUAUGAAUUGAGUGGCCCUGUCCUCAACCCCAGGUCUUAAUCCCAAGGGUCAGAAUCAGAAAAAAAUCUUCUCUCCUCUUUUAUAUCAGAUAUAAGGCACACAAAGGCUGAUUCAUCCCACCAUUGUCCAUUGAUGACAUUGUGCAAUCAGCAAUUAUCUGAAAUGCUCCGAAAAUAAAGAUGACAUCUACUUCA